AUGGUAACGGAGACGUUCACAAUCAAGACUCUUUGCUAUCUCAUUCGUUGUCGUUUUACCCCUGAAGCUGUCCGAACCGCUGUGUACCCCUAUUCGACCACGAUCGUUCGAUACGACUUAGUUGGGAUGGAAGCAACCAUAGUCUCCGCUCCUCAGAGUGUUAAACUGAGAUCGGAUGCCGAUUGGCUCCGAUGGAUUCGUUAUAUCCAAGAACAGGCCGAAACCGAUGGUAUAUGGGACCUCCUAGACCCCGAAGCCGACGAUGAAGAACGGCCUGAACCGAUUGUACGGCCUGAACGACCAGAUUGGGGAAAUCUGACGAAGGCGGAACGUACAGAGGCUAUUGAAAUAUACAAGAUGGAAUUCCCUGAAUGGGAACGGCAGAGUAAAGCACUAGCUGCUAUCCGACGUAUGAUUAUGCAGUCAGUCGAUGCCACUGUGGCUGAACGACUAUAUAGUGUUAGCACUCUGUAUGAGCGACUGAGGUUUCUCAGAGAUCGAUUCUCGAAUGCAAACACAACAAACGAGACAUAUCGUGAGCGAUGGUCUAGAUACUCUCAAGUGCCACCAGCUAAGGGUGAGGAUAUUCGAGCAUGGGCACGCCGAUGGGAGCAAAUGAGAGAUCGCAUGCUAGCAGCAGGCCGCAGUCCGGAAGCCAAUGAGGACUUCCUAGUGGCAGUAAGGCAUCUCGUACCGAAUUGGCAUACUGGCCAAUAUCAAUUGGUUGUUCAUGAGAAGAAGAAGCUGGAUAAUGGUCAAUUGGUGUCUCAAUUCCUUGACCACUAUCGUAUGCACUAUGGCAAUGCAUUGGCACCAUCACCACCGAUAGUCCCAGCUACACUUAGUGCUGCUCUAAGUAUUCAGGUCUCACAAAGUAGACCAAAUAAUGCCUUCUCCACACUCCAUGACCAUGAGGAGGCCACGCCUAGUGCCGCUGCCAGUGCACCGAACCGGAAGAAGCGAACGUUGAAAGACAUUCCUCUUGCAGAACGAUAUUGUAUGUGUAUGGAUCGAUCUCAUAAACCAUGGGAAUGCGCCUAUGUGAACCCGAAGCUUCGUACUGCGGGCUGGCAACCACCGGAUCAGGAUAAAAUGGCACGUCCAAAACGGCUGGAAAUGGCAAUGGACUAA
This is a messenger RNA of Penicillium manginii, 1131 nucleotides long. RefSeq lists its product as uncharacterized. The transcript is spliced from 3 exons. The record is from RefSeq and is a predicted model, not a curated record. Lineage: Eukaryota; Fungi; Ascomycota; Eurotiomycetes; Eurotiales; Aspergillaceae. The coding region runs from base 1 to 1131 and encodes 376 amino acids.